GAUACACACCGCGACCACCAACAACGAUGAACCUGCAGCCAACAGAGAGGAACCAAGAUGCCACCGUGUAUGUCGGUGGCCUUGACGACCGCGCAACCGAGAGUCUCCUGUGGGAGCUCUUCCAACAGGCCGGCCCUGUUGUGAGUGUGCACAUGCCCAAGGAUCGCGUGACUGGGCUCCAUCAGGGCUACGGGUUUGUUGAGUUUUUGGGCGAGGAGGAUGCAGAAUACGCACUCAAGAUCAUGAACAUGAUCAACCUUUACGGCAAGCCCAUUCGCGUCAACAAGGCUGCAUCACACACAAGGACACAGGACGUUGGUGCCAACCUGUACAUUGGCAACCUGGACCCGUCUGUGGAUGAGAAAUUGCUGUACGACACGUUCAGCGCAUUUGGCGUCAUCCUGCAGCACCCGAAGAUCAUGCGCGACCCCGACACGGGCGCGUCAAAGGGGUAUGCCUUUGUCAACUACGCAAACUUUGAGGCGUCGGAUGCCGCCAUCAAGGCCAUGAACGGCCAGUACCUCUGCAACCGAAACAUCAACGUCACAUACGCCUUCAAGAAGGACACAAAGGGAGAGCGCCAUGGGUCUGCGGCCGAGCGGCUGCUCGCUGCACAGAAGCCCGUCAUCAAGACGGACCAGAAGCCCCACCAGUACUUUGCGGAGAAACCGAAUGCUGCGCCGACGUUCCAGCCGGGACCGCCACCAGCACAGGCAGUUAGCUUCCAGCCCCAUGAGUGGAUUGGAGAUCAGGACUCCCGGGAGGGUAGCUGCGAUGUUGAAAUACGCGAUCGUUAG
This is a messenger RNA of Salpingoeca rosetta, 797 nucleotides long. RefSeq names its product splicing factor 3b. The transcript has 8 exons. The record is from RefSeq and is a predicted model, not a curated record. Gene Ontology annotation, molecular function: RNA binding. Gene Ontology annotation, biological process: positive regulation of mRNA splicing, via spliceosome. NCBI's taxonomy places the organism in Eukaryota, Choanoflagellata, Craspedida, Salpingoecidae. Bases 27 to 797 code for a protein of 256 amino acids. Gene Ontology annotation, cellular component: nucleolus; U12-type spliceosomal complex.